Lasiodiplodia theobromae is the source of this 858-nucleotide messenger RNA. RefSeq lists its product as uncharacterized. NCBI's taxonomy places the organism in Eukaryota, Fungi, Ascomycota, Dothideomycetes, Botryosphaeriales, Botryosphaeriaceae. The transcript has a single exon. Bases 1 to 858 code for a protein of 285 amino acids. The record is from RefSeq and is a predicted model, not a curated record.
AUGUUCCGCUUCAAGGCCCGCAACUCACAAUGGAAUCAACCUUUUCAGAAGGGCAUCCUAUCAAUUAGUGACCAGCAAAUCGUUACCGGGAUCGCCAUUUUGCUUGCUGGAUUUGUACAGAUCAACUCCAUUUCUGCUUUCCACUGGUACAUCGUCGUAUACCUUGGCUGGAUGUCGUCCAAUGUCCAUCUGACAACCCUUGCGGUACUUCGUGGGCACAUGCAAACCAACCGACCUGUACGCGCCAUCCGCGUCAUAGGAAUGACUAUACUCUUCGCUCUACUCCUCUGUGCUUUGAUACCGACAACGUCCAAAGACUUCACGAACUCGCUUGAUGACGACCCCUGCAAACCCGAGGAGUUCACCCCGGUUACAGACUUAUGGAAGGCGGAACACUUGCAGGAUAUGGACUCGUUGCGGAUAAUAUCGAUCAUUUUGCUUAUUAUCAGCUACAUCUGGAAGGUUGGGGCGCUGUUCAAGGACAGCUCCCAUUUCGCAGCAACCUGGUUUCAAGAAAAACCCGGCACGUUUCUCAAAAACAUCAUCCGCAGAAUGAAUAGUCACCGGCGAGCUAUGAAACGUAAGCGGCCUUUCAUCUACAAGCUGACGCUCUGGUCCUACUCUCAACUCAUGGGGCUCUAUGCGGUAAGCUUGGUCAUCUAUGAUCUCCUCACAUCGUUUGUCGCAUCAAUCUGGAUACUAUGCGUUGUCCUCGCAUGGGGAACUGUCAAUCUUCUCGCAAUCCGCCAUAGUUACCGCUUUGAUGAAGAACGAGAAUGGACAUUUGGUCAGCUUGUCCCAGUUCUCAUGCUGAUCCUCCCGGUCAUGAGUAUUUCCCAAGAGUUCUUCGGUUCGUAA